Homarus americanus (American lobster) is the source of this 3601-nucleotide messenger RNA. It is a transcript of the gene DNAlig4, whose product is annotated as DNA ligase 4-like. Bases 132 to 2783 code for a protein of 883 amino acids. The transcript is spliced from 19 exons. Gene Ontology annotation, molecular function: DNA binding; DNA ligase (ATP) activity; ATP binding. Gene Ontology annotation, biological process: nucleotide-excision repair, DNA gap filling; double-strand break repair via nonhomologous end joining; DNA biosynthetic process. The record is from RefSeq and is a predicted model, not a curated record. Gene Ontology annotation, cellular component: DNA ligase IV complex; DNA-dependent protein kinase-DNA ligase 4 complex. NCBI's taxonomy places the organism in Eukaryota, Metazoa, Arthropoda, Malacostraca, Decapoda, Nephropidae.
UCGUCAGCCACAACAACAAACAUCAUCAAGUUCCAUCAAGUUUGUAGACGGUUUAAUGGCAUAUACAGGCGGUGGCAGCAGGUUGAAAACAUUUGAGGUGUACACAAAGGUGAUUUACUUUAUUCAGCAGGAUGGGGUCCAGCAUAAUAGCAUCACUCAUACCAUGGUCACAUGUGUGCCGCAUGCUCGACAAGGUUCAGUCUUCUGUUCGAGCUUCCAAGAAAGAAAUGCUACUGAAGUUUAUCAGACAGUUCCGGGAACUUCUUAAAAAGAAACUGCAGGAAGACCCAAAUGCACCAGACAGCUUCUUCCCUGUGAUGCGGAUAUUACUACCAGCACUAGACCGAGCAAGAGGGGCAUAUGGUGUCAAAGAGCGCAAGCUGGCUGAACUGUACAUCCGCAUUCUGGGUCUGAAGAAGGAGGGCAAUGAUGCACAGAAACUAUUGCAUUUUCGGAAGCCCAACUCAUCAGCUGGGAGUGAAAGUGGCGAUUUUGCUGAGGUAGCAUACUAUGUGCUUAAGAACCGCUGCCCUGACAAAGGGGACAUGACCCUGCAUGAUGUUGACUUGCAGCUUACAUCCAUUGCAGAGAAUUAUGCAUCAAAGAAGCAUGAGGAGGUGGAACGUUCAUUGAUGACAAUGCUACGCAGUAUGACAGCAACUGAGCAGAAGUGGCUAAUGCGUGUUUUGUUGAAGGACAUGAGACUUGGCAUUGGACAAGGUGCUAUCUUCAAUGCUUGGCACCCAGAUGCCAAGGAUUUUUAUGAUGUUAACAACAAUCUUGAGAAGGUCUGCAAAACUCUCCGUGAUCCCACCAUACGUCUCCAUGAGAUUGAAGUCUCAUUGUUUUCUGCAUUCCGUCCCAUGUUAGCACAGCAGGCAGUGCUUGACAAAGUGGAAACACAAAUGGACCAUAAACCAUUUUAUGCUGAAACAAAAUAUGAUGGGGAAAGAUCACAAAUCCACAAAAAGGGAAAUGUUUACAAGUAUUUUUCUCGAAAUGCACAUGAGUUUACUAGUAAUUUUGGUGGUGACAGGAACUCGGGACUUUUCACACCAUACCUUCACCCACUGAUUCUUCCACAUGUAAAGGAAGUCAUCCUGGAUGGGGAGAUGAUGGGCUGGAGCAAGACACACAAGAGUAUUGUUAGCAAAGGUGAACACCUGGAUGUGAAGAAUUUACGGGAGGAGGGUGACUGGCACGUCUGCUUCUGUGUCUUUGAUAUUGUUUAUCUGAAUGGAGAGGUGCUAUCUAACUUGCCUUUACGUGACCGAAUAGAGAAGAUCAAAACAGUCAUCAAGCCCUUGGAAGGCCGAGUUAUGCUCUCUACAAGAACAUAUGUCAAGUCCAAGGAGGAUGUGAUCAGAGUACUGAAUGAGGCCAUAGACAAGAGAGAGGAAGGUGUUGUGCUCAAGGACCCAGACUCGGUGUACCGGCCAGCCUCUCGCAAAGGUGGAUGGAUCAAAGUCAAGCCUGAGUACGUCAACUCUCUUGUACCCGAGCUUGACCUGGUGAUUAUUGGAGGGUAUUAUGGAAAGGGCCGACACCAAGGUGUGCUAUCACAUUUCUUGCUUGGGGUUGCCGUCCCAAGUGGAGUUCCUGGUGGCAAGCCUCGUGAGUUCCACUCUUUCUGUCGCAUUGGAUCGGGUUAUACAGUUGCAGAGCUUGGAGAGCUGGUAGACAAGCUUAGUCCCCACACCAAAGUGGGCCAGCAACCUAAAAAUGUUGUUGUAUCUAGGGAGAAGCCUGAUGUGUGGAUUGACCCAGUCAAGUCUUAUAUUGUACAGGUUAGGGCUGCUGAGAUUGUGAAGAGUGACUUGUACCAAGCUAAAGUGACACUGAGGUUCCCUAGAGUUGAAAAAGUACGAUACGACAAGCCUUGGUAUGACACCCUCACCACUACAGAGCUAGACCAGCUUGUAAAGGAAGCAAGUGGCAAGUUGGCCACAAAACAUUACAUUGAUGGUGGUGAUGAACCCUCAGCCAAACGCAAGACCCAAGCCAAGAUAGAACAGCCCUCAUUGCCUCUACACUUUAGACCAGCUGACCUAUCAAAUGUGGUGAAGAAAGGCGAGAUAUUUUCUGGACUGGAGAUGUGUGUGAUGGGAGGCAGUGAUGACAACACCAAACAACAGCUAGAGACACUGUUAGUUGAACACGGAGGCUCGUUUACCCAGCAUCCUGGUCAGAACACGCACUGCAUUGUAACAAACACUAUGUCUAUUCGUGUAAAGAACUACUCAUCGAAACACAAUGUUGUACGACCUUCAUGGAUUGAAGAUUGUACAAAAAGUAGUCGUUUGUUACCGUGGGGUCCCUUGGAUGUAAUGCAUCUGCAGAAAAAGGAGAAGAGCCACAUGAGGGAUUUAUUUGAUAUAUUUGGUGAUAGCUACACAGAGCCAGCAAAUAAAAAGAGCCUUAAGAGGGUUAUGGAUAAUAUGAAGAAAGAGUCAUGGACUCCUCUGUCAGCAGAAGAAAUGUGUGAGCUGGAUGAAAAAACAUGUGACCCACUGGAGACUCGAGGUCUCUUCCGACUCAUUACAGCUUUUUUUUGUAAUAAAGAGGAGCAUCAUCUUGCAUCACUCAUGUUGCGACUUCAUGGUGGCUCUGUCACUAACACCUUGGACAAUGCUACUCAUGUGGUUACCGGAAAAGAGAGCAUCCAACGGCCAAGUGAGAUGGGUGGCAGACACUUGGUGAUGUCAGAUUGGAUUUAUGAUUGUGUUGAGAAAGGUAAGCUGUUUGAGCCAAGAUACUACGUGCCUAAGCUUAUGUUAGAUUAACAACUUUAGAUUUUUUCUCUGGCUUAGGAAGAAUGUGAUUUUGUGUCAUUUAGUUCAGGUUAUACCUGUGCUUUUGUAAUUAUAUUAUUUGUAGUUAUGCUCUCUGAUAAAGAGGAAUAUCUGUUCUGUCACCUUAGACUUCUUUUUCUAAAUUCAAUCUAAGGUUAAGGUUUGCUUCCACAGAGGAGAACUUUUUCGAAUGUUUUAUCUGAAUAUGAGGUGCACAGAACUGAAGUAGGACAAGUGCCCGAAAUGAUAGAGUAAAAUGAAGUUAAAGUUUGUGAACUUUCAAAUUACUAUAACUUUGGAACCAACAAAGAUAUUGAAAUGUUUCAAGUGGCAGAUUGUAGCAUUUUUAGUGCAGAUUUAAUUGAUACUUCAGUCCUGUACUCCUCAUAUUAUCACAAACAAAUUUGAAAUCUGUAUCUUUCUAGAAUCUUUUUGCUCAUGAGAUACAACAGUGAUGCUGUCUGUCCAUAUGUCUGCCCGUCCAUCCAUCCAUCUGUGACAAACUUGGGUUCUGUUUGAUAACUUUCCAUAGACUCAGGGGCUUGACAUCACUUUGUAAUCGUAGUUUAAUCUCCAAUAUAAAGAAUGUGCCAUUGUAAAUUAUUUGUUUGGCUGAGUAAUGCCAUGACAGAUUUCUCAUAUUACUUUAAAAUUGGCCAAAAGAUUUAGAUAAUAAAACCACACGGAACAAAUACCAUAUUUUACGGCAUAUAAGCAGGUGGUGUUUAGGAAAAACUUUUGUGUGUAUUUUCCUCUUGUAGCCAUAGUUUUCUUAAAAUAUUAUAUACAGUACAGUGAGUUCUGCUAUA